Messenger RNA from Pantherophis guttatus, 1971 nucleotides. RefSeq names its product ERGIC and golgi 2 (gene ERGIC2). Gene Ontology annotation, biological process: retrograde vesicle-mediated transport, Golgi to endoplasmic reticulum; endoplasmic reticulum to Golgi vesicle-mediated transport. Gene Ontology annotation, cellular component: membrane; endoplasmic reticulum; COPII-coated ER to Golgi transport vesicle. Lineage: Eukaryota; Metazoa; Chordata; Lepidosauria; Squamata; Colubridae. The record is from RefSeq and is a predicted model, not a curated record.
GGCCGCCCGCUCGGCUCUUCGGCUCGACGCCCGAACGCACCCGAACGCACCCGAACGCUGCCGCCGCCGCUGCUGCCUGCUGUUGCGGAGAUGCGGCGGGGAAGAAUCUCUAUCCAAAACCCGGUCAGGUUCCUCCUUCUUUGGUAACGCAGAAGAAACAGAGAAUCAAGUGACGCUCCUGCAGAGGCCGUGUCUAUAUGAAGGAAGGGGUUGAGGGAUCGACUGAAGAUGAGACGACUGAAUCGGAAGAAGACUUUGAAUUUAGUGAAAGAAUUGGACGCUUUCCCAAAGGUUCCAGAAAGCUACAUAGAGACUUCAACAAGCGGAGGAACAGUUUCUCUAAUAGCUUUUACAACCAUGGCUCUCUUAACCAUAAUGGAGUUUACGGUCUAUCGAGACACCUGGAUGAAAUACGAAUACGAAGUGGACAAGGAUUAUACUAGUAAAUUAAGAAUAAAUGUAGACAUCACAGUUGCAAUGAAGUGUCAACACAUUGGUGCGGACGUCCUAGAUCUGGCAGAAACGAUGGUUGCUACUGCAGAUGGAUUGGUCUACGAACCAGUGAUAUUUGAACUCAGCCCCAUGCAAAGAGAGUGGCAAAGGAUACUACAAAAUAUUCAGGCCCGGCUACAGGAAGAACACUCUCUUCAAGACAUAAUAUUCAAAAGUGCUUUUAAAAGUGCUUCAACGGCGCUUCCACCAAGGGAGGACAAUCCUGUACAUUCGGCCGAUGCCUGCAGAAUUCAUGGGCACCUCUAUGUGAAUAAAGUAGCAGGGAACUUUCACGUUACAGUGGGCAAGGCAAUUCCCCACCCGAGGGGCCACGCACAUUUGGCAGCUCUUGUGAGCCACGAAUCAUAUAAUUUCUCCCAUAGGAUAGAUCACUUAUCUUUUGGAGAGCUUAUUCCAGGCAUUAUUAAUCCUUUAGACGGCACCGAAAAGAUUGCAUCAGAUCACAAUCAGAUGUUCCAGUACUUCGUUACAGUGGUGCCGACAAAACUUCAAACGCACAAAAUUUCCGCAGAAACGCACCAGUUUGCAGUAACCGAAAGGGAACGUGUGAUCAAUCACGCAGCCGGAAGCCACGGAGUUUCUGGAAUUUUCAUGAAAUAUGAUAUCAGUUCCCUGAUGGUGACAGUGACCGAGGAACACAUGCCCUUCUGGCAGUUUAUAGUGAGACUCUGUGGUAUAGUUGGAGGAAUUUUUUCUACUACAGGCAUUUUACACAGCGUUGGAAGAUUCAUAGUGGAAAUUAUCUGUUGCCGUUUCAGACUGAAGUCUUCUAAAUCUACACCUGUUCAACUUCCAGAUAGUCAACGAAAUGACCCCGAACCUCUAGCAACCGAAGAUGCUACGCAGUAGCCCUUCUCUUCAGAAACUCUGGUCUUUCUGUCUUGACGCGAAAAGACAUUUUUAUAAGCAAAAAAGAUUGUGCAAUACGUUAAAAGACAUGGAAGGGAAAAAACGAGCCAUUUUUUUUUUCAGCAACGAAAGAAGGGGAAAGCGAUCAACUCCUCGCUGCGACUUGUUUUGUCCUUUUCAAGGAUUCGAAAAAAGUAGCCGAGAUGAUCCUUUAAUUUUAAAGUCCGACUUCCCGGAACGAGAACCGGAUUGUUGUUGGAAAAGAGAACUUGUAAUUCAGAAACUGCAAUUAAAUCGUGAAAACUAUCAACUCUACAUUCCCGGAGCACUGCAGAGUCUAUUCAUAAAUGAUAACCUUCAAAGGGAAUGUAAUUGGGAAAAGGUGUAUUUUUCAUAGGCAGCAGAGCGGGGAAAUUUUGCAAACCGAAACUCAGAAGCUGUAAAAAUUCUGUUUUUAAAAUAGGGUGCGAGGUGUGGGGGGUUUUUUUGUUUGUUUGUUUUUAAUCUCCCCCCAUGUUUUUAAAAUGUCAAGUUUUAAAAUCCCAAGAAAUGGAGAAUGAAUGCACAAGAAAGGAAAUUAAAAAUCUCGUCCUGGGAGCGUAGCAUGUA